Molecule: messenger RNA, 2130 nt
Organism: Trichobilharzia szidati
Lineage: Eukaryota; Metazoa; Platyhelminthes; Trematoda; Strigeidida; Schistosomatidae
Source: the annotation of a GenBank genome assembly
AUGGCAGAAAGUGGAUCUAAAUCGCUCAAAGAUAACCCGUAUGUAAAAAAUAAUCGGAAAGCUUCAGUGGCACAUAAUGCACGACAAAGUAAAACACCCACAGGACAGCAUGUUCGAACAAAUAAAUUAGAGCAAUACUUUCGAAUUAUACCAUGUCUUUAUCCGGAACAGAUAUUUUGUUUCGCAUCAUGCCUACUGAAAUGGUAUCGUCUAGAAAGUCUACGACAAGAAGCUUUACUGACAGCUGGAACAAAAGGUCAGGCUAUUGAUCGUCAACAGACAACACUUGAACAGACAGUAGACGAUGGAUCUGUUAACGGUCAACAUGAUAAUGAUGAUGAUGAUAAUAAAGAGAUGGCUGACAAUGAAGAAAUAAGAGAAUCGACUGUAUUAAAAUCACAAGAAGAAGAAUAUGAACAAACCAGUUUGGCUAGUAUUCAUCUGCAAUCUGAAUUACUGUUGCCACAAGAAUCUAUCAGACAAUCUCAACCGAGUUAUGACGAUGAAGUGUUAAAUGAAAUCGAAGGUGAGGAACAAACAGAAAAAGGGGAAGGUGAGGAAGGAGGAGACGAGGAAGAACAAAGAAGGAGAAAAAGAGGUGAUACACUUACAACAAGUGCACCACCCUAUGGCUUGCUCAAUAAAGCGCCUAUGGUAAAGAUGAGUUAUGCUAAUGCACAAGAGAAAAGGAGUACUAUUAAACUAGCAUUUGAUACAAUGAAAUAUUCAACAAUACUUGAAAAACUUCUUGAUGAAACAUCAUUUUUCAGUCAAUAUCCAGAGUUAAGAGAUGAAGAUACUUUAGUUUUAGUAUUGUGUUAUGAUUAUGCAAUGAGAAAUUUUCAACGUCGUACACUUUUGUCAAAUGAACGUUCACUUGAAAUGCCUGAAAAGUCGAAAGUUAUUCUACCUAAUGGUCGGGUUGUACUUUAUCCACCUGGGGAAGAAAUAUUCAAGAUAGCUGAAAAUUCUGUUCAAGUUAUGUGUAUACAUUUAGCUGCAGCUGUUGCCCGUGUACGUGUACGUACUCAAGUGAAUUCAUUAAGAAAUCUCCUACCUGAAGAUUGGCGUAAAUCAGAAGAAAUUACUGAAAAUAUGCCAUUGUAUGGAUGGUAUAAUCAAUUACUUGGAAAACAAGAAAUUGUUACAAACUGGUUAAAAGAGAAUGGUUUCCGACGAAUUAUGCUUGGACGUCUACCACAACCGAAUGAGUAUGCAUCAGAUAAACAUUGUCCUGAUGUAUUUGUCUUUAAUAAACAAGAUAUGAAUCGUUUAGUUGACUCUGAAAUUGUUGCACAGAAAAAUUUAAUAUUACAAGAUAAAAGUUCCUGCCUAGCUGUUCACUGUAUGCUAUCAAAUUAUGCUGGUGGUGAAGAAGUGCUCUUUGUAAAUUGUAUUAAUAUUUAUUCAGCUGUACAUUUGGAAGGUUUAAUUGGUAAUAAAUUCCCGUUGAUUCAACCAGUUCCACAAAUUCGUUGUAUACGACCAUUGAAGGAAGAUGAAGAUGUUCGACUACCCAUAAAAAUGGGUUCUAAAGCUACAAAAAAUUCAAGUGAAGAUUUUUUAACUUUAUUACCAAAUGGUGAAAAUAAUCGAUUUAUUCGACAUAUUUUCAUUGAAGCCAGUGAUACACGAUGUGCUGUUGCAAGUCCAAUUGAAUUUAUUGAAAUUGAAAAUGAAGAUCCUAUAAUACUACGUGAUAUGUGGACGUUGCCUGGGAAUCCUACUAAGGAUAAUAGGCGGUUGGAUUUAAUAACUAAAACGUCAUCCAUCUUAAGACAUGCAUUGAAAUUUGCUGGUUUACGUACAGUUACAAUCCUGUUUCACUCAGAUGAUAUAGAGGAAACAGAUAAUGUAGUCACUAAAGUUGUUGAAGCAACAAAUCGUCUUUUACUGAAAGAAGCUGAAAUACUUGCACAAACUAGUCGGGGAACAAAUACCGGUACAGCAUUCAAUCCUGAAAUUCCAAAUUUCCCAGCAUUUCAAGAAGAAAGAGAUGCAUUUGAUCAAGGCAAGCCGAGUAUUAUAGCAAAGAAUAAAUUUAUACGAGUUGAAGCAACAAGUGAAUGCAAUGGUUUUGUUAUUGUAUUACUGCAUAAAGAGGUAAUUAAAUCAUUUCAGUUUUUGUAG